Molecule: messenger RNA, 5748 nt
Organism: Esox lucius (northern pike)
Lineage: Eukaryota; Metazoa; Chordata; Actinopteri; Esociformes; Esocidae
Product: heparin binding growth factor
Exons: 7
Coding region: 315-992 (225 amino acids)
Biological process (GO): regulation of transcription by RNA polymerase II
Cellular component (GO): nucleus
Molecular function (GO): double-stranded DNA binding; transcription coregulator activity
Source: RefSeq, a predicted model, not a curated record
AAGAAGAAGGAACGGCUGGACUCGUUCAUCUUAAUUUAUCCACCAUCUUUGCCUUCGAUUUCAAACAAAAACAAGUCUAUAGAUAGGCUGUAGAUAAUUAGACGGCAGGAAUACAUUUGUUUUUUUUUGAACAACAACAAAGAGGAAAGUCUUAUAAGAUAGGCUGUGCGCCCUGUAACCAUUCCGCUCUGCAAAGCAUUGGACCGCGCAAAGUUACCUAUUUGAUUACGUCCACGUUCCAAUUUUCAACGCGCGAUUUAGCCUAAUUUACGCGAAAACCCAAGCCACCCAAAGUAGGAGAUCACAACGAAGGCAUGCCGAGGUCGAAUAGGCAAAAAGAAUACAAGCCUGGGGAUCUCGUGUUCGCGAAAAUGAAAGGUUAUCCACAUUGGCCAGCGAGGAUUGACGAGUUACCCGAAGGAGCGGUCAAGUCCCCCUCCAACAAGUACCAAGUUUUUUUCUUUGGAACACAUGAGACGGCGUUCCUGGGUCCCAAGGACUUGUUCCCUUAUGAAGAGUGCAAAGAGAAGUUUGGCAAACCAACCAAGAGGAAAGGCUUCAGUGAGGGACUUUGGGAGAUUGAGAACAACCCUACAGUGAUACACGAACCAGCCGGCUUUGAGCCGGCAAAGAAGGAGACUCCAGCAGAGGGGGCUGUGGAGGCAGGUAUUGAGCAAAAGGCAGAUGCAGAAGGAAGCAGUGACGAGGAUGAAGGGACCCUUAUCAUUGAUGAGAAGAAUGACCGAGGAGGUGCGAAGCGAAAAGCUGGCGGUUCCGUUGAGACCUCUCCUAAACGACCUAAGGACACAGAGGGGGAUGGUGACUUGAAGGCGGAUAGCAAGAAGUCAGACACUGAGCUAAAGCUUAAUGACAAGGCUGGGCCAAAACCCCCUGUGCUGUCUUCCGUGGGCGAAUCAAAGCCUGAGGGCCCGGCAAAACCACCAACUGAGGGCCAAUUAACAUCAGAGAAGCCUUUGACGGACAGUGCUUAACAUUAAUCCUUUGAGAAUGACUAAAGACCAUUGGUUCUUCUCCAUGGAAUUUUGGAUGUCAUCAUAAUUUUGCUAAUCUUUGAAUGCUAGGUUUCUGCUAACUGGAAAGGUUUUAAACCUAAAUAUCUAUAUUGAAAGGCAAAAAAAACUUACUUGCCAGUUGGGGAUAUUGUAUAUCCCAGGAUUUCAAUUUUUGUCAAGUCACGCCCAUAGUGAUUAGCAAUUCAAUGCUCAAGAGGAAAUGGGUUUCGAAUGUAUAAUUUCAUUUUCUUUAAGUGCAAUUAAGAAGUCUGGCUGCUAGGUGUCAAACAUGUUAGUGUAGAGGGUACACCCACCACGCCAGGUUCUUAAAAACCUCAACAUGAGCAAAAAUCUAAAAUUUUGGGGAAACAAUUCCAUUUCACAAUUAACUCCUCUUUAUCCUGUUUGAAUAUGUUUUUAAUUUGUAGGUUCAUUGGUUUGAGAAUAUUAGAUUACCUUUUGCUUUGUUAUUGUAUUUCUUAAAAAUAACAAAUCUUAGUAGUUUGUAUUAAGGUGUACUCAUAAUAAUAAUAAUCAUUUGACUUUCAAUUUGAUUUCUUUCAUUGGCCUGACUUUAAAACAGGUGAUUUCUUUCCUUUCUCAUAUUUCUUGUGCUUUUAUGAUAUUUAUCUUUCCUGAGAUCACGAAGAUGUUGGCAGCAAAACUUUGGCUUUAAUGCUAUAUAAUAUUUUGCAUUCUACUUGUACAUGGGAGGUGACCAAAUAAUGUGUCUUCAAUGACACUUAGAUCCCACAUAACUCUCUCUAUUUUGAUGGAAUGUAAAAAAUAAAAAUAAAAGAGAAAAGUCUGUUCACACACGUGAGAGCAAAAAUCUGUUCGCUAACCUUUUUCAAUGUGAUAGUUUUUUAGUAAUGUCUGUCUUAAUAAAUCUGUUUCUUAAAUUCUGUUAUGUUAAUAUUAGGCCUGUGAUUUGCCAGAAACAUCACAAUUCAUAUGUAUCGCAAAUCUCAUAUUUCUAUGGGUAUUCAGUACCAUGAUUUAAUGGCCCAAACAUAUUGCUAUAUUUCUACAUGUCAGAGAGGGCUGUUUUGGAGCUCGUCAAGCCAGCUAGUGUUAGCUAACAUUACCCCCCAAAAACAACAAUUAAGUAUUGGUAUAAUAUUGUCCAAAAUAAUUUUAUCCCAUCGUUAGUCAUUGUUACUGCACUGUUCAUUGUCCUAUGCAUUAAAAUGUUCAUAAGACCUAACUUUGCAAUUAUCCUCAGUCAAACAUCCUCUAUGGUGCUUUAAUGGUGACUAUGUAUUAAGGAGAUCGGCUUUGUGGCCAGUGUUCAAGAUGUUGCAAGUUAUUGUGAGAUUGGCAUACCUGAGAAAACAGAUGGUUGUGUCUAAAUUCUGUCAAUUAAAGUUACUAAUCACUGUUUGGAUGUCCUUCCAGGAUAUCUAGUGGCGUGUAGGAUAAGUUAAGCACCUUUUUACAUUCUGCAUGUCAAAGGAAAUAUUAAAUAUAGUGUUAGUGCGACCCUGAAAAUUAUCAGCAUUUAUAUGAACAUGGUCUCUUGGUACACCUGAGGUGUGGGAUGUAUUGUGGAUACGGACUUGAGGAACCUUUGGGUGAGUGAUAAAGUUCUGUGUCAGUGGUUGAUGGUACUGGUAGGUCUAAGUUUAAUUACUGUAUAGGCUCUGUUAUGUCUUUAACUGGAUGUUGACCUGUUUUAAGAUGUUCUUAUUUUCAUGUUUAUUUUUUUUUAUUUAGUUACGGAGAACAUUGGCUGUCACGUUUUGCUGAGUCAGGAGUUACUUGACUACACUGCAUUAGCCAGAUGUUCCUACGGGAUGUUAUAAAACCCUCCAAAACACGUUUUGAGUUGGGUUGAAAUGCCUUUACAAAUCUAGAUGGAAGAAUCAUCACAAAGAAGUACAAUUUGCUGUCACCCAAUGUUUAAAUCCUGUGGUCCUCCCACUGUGCUUCAGGAAAUAAAUACAUUAGAUUGUGAUUAACUUAAUUGAUGUUAAUUUUUUUAAAAUAAGUUUGGGGUUAAUUAAUCUUAUGGCUUGAGAAUUUCAUGAUUGCCAUUUGUCUAACAAAAUUGAGCUCAAUAAUUUGAAAUUCUCACCUUAUUGGGAAGCAUAUCCAUAUUUGCUACCAGUUCUUCAAUAGUGCAGGUCUGAAGACCAGAGUGCAUUUGCAACUUAAAUCAACAGUUUUGUGAGAAUUAUUUUUUUGUUGCAAAUGUAAAUAAACACAUCAAACAUUUAAAGAAUUUAAGUAACUUAUGUGAUCAAUUAAUGCUUUUUGUCUGAAUAGAAUGGAUUGUGGUAACAAACCACAGGUGGGAAGAUUUGAAAUUUGGAUGGAAUCCUAGAUAAUGGAUUUCUUCAAUGGCAUUCAGUGAAAAACACUGCAAAAACCUUUAAGUUACCUGGGCUGACUUCCCUUCUCUUAUUUCCUUGGCUGCUCUCUGAAGAACCUGGUGGUUCUACUUUUACAUACACUGGCAAAAUAGUAUAUUCUCCAGUUUAUGCAUGAUAUGUUGCAAAAAUACUAUGCCUUAAGCGGACAAUCUAAUCACUUGAAAGGGGUAUGGUUGCUCAACUUAUCCCAUGUAGAUUGCUUCAAUUUACCUGACUGCAAUUUUUAUUACUAUUGGCCCACAGGGCUACAAAGAUGCACUUUUAUGCUAAGUUAUGGACUUCUGUUGCUUAUAGACUCCAGCUGAAACCUAAAAGUAAAUUAUACUUUGGAUAAAUCUGGAUUUUUAACGAGGCAGGUUUGUUCUUUCAGUAACUUCAUUACAUUCUCUUUUUGAAAAUAUCUGGACACAUGACAUGAUUGUCUCUGGUUUCCCAGAAACACGGGGUGACUUAACUAUCCUUCUCUGCCACAACUGCACAUGUUUAAUUGGAAAUUAUUUAUGCAUAAUAAGUCAAUGCAACUAAGUCAGUAGUUGAAAUUGUUUGGUCUUUGUCAGCAGUUUGCUGUAGUACACCUUUGCAGCCAGACUGGAGCUAGCACUCUCCAAAUAUUUAGACUGUCCUUUACAAAAACACCAAUGACUGCCAGAAACCUAUAUUUCCUUUGUCUUAAUAAUUUUUGGUCCAAGUGACUUGCUCUUUAAACAUUUGGAAAUAAAACUUAGACAAUAUUGAUUACAUUUGUUUUAUGAUUUUGGCUGCUAAACCAAAUUUAGAUUUAUUUUUGCUGUUAGAAAAUUCAUAGUUGUUAAAGUAACCCUUGAUGUUUGAAAUUUUGUGUAUUGUUUUUCCUUCACAUUUAAUGGUCCCUCCCUUUUAUUUGUAUGUUUUGUAAUUGUGAUUGUGGAAGACCCCUGUGUAUUCUGGUUUUAUUAUGGAAUGUUUUUUGGAUUUGUCAUUCAUUAGUUGUUGCAAUGUUUUGGCCCAUGUUUGGUGAAAUAUCUGCAUUCAGUCAUUAGGUCUUUUGAACUCCAUCGUAUUAUCCAUCAUGUCAUUUACCCCUUUUGAAAAACCACCACCCACAGGGGCACUUCAGGACCAGGUCUUAGAACUGCUGUGAGUCUGUACUGAAUAUGCCCAGAUCCUUAAUUUAGGCUUACCUUUAAAAUGCUAGACCAUUACUCAUUUCUUCGUAGACAACUUUUUUUUUAUGCUGACUGACUUGUUGCAUGGUUCUGGCUCUUUUAUUUACCCUUUUACAUUUCAACUUGAAAAUGUAAUGCUAUAAUAGGCAUCUACAGUGGCUUUGGAAAUCAAACCACCUUCAUGUUCCCCACAUUGUGGUGCUAUAUAUGUAAUUUAUUAAAAGAAAAUAAGAUUUUGCCAUCAAAUUUACACACAAUACCCAAAAAGUGAGAGAAAAUGUUUAGAAAUGUGUUUAGAACGAUCUUAUGUAAAUUAACUCAGACCCUUUAACUAGCCCUAAAGCACCUUUUGGCAGCCAUCACAGCUAUUAGUGUUCUCGGGUAUGCCCCUAACAGCUAGGUGUUCGGUCUGUUUUUCUGUUCCUUCUUGCAGCUCGGUCAGAUUGGAUGGGGAGUGUGGGUGAACUGUGAUCUCCAGUUCUCUGCACAGAUGUCUGGGUUUUCGGGCCCGUCAAGGACAUUCACAAGCUUGUUUUGAAGACACUCCAUUGUUGUCUUGGCUGUGUAUUUUGGGCUUUUGUUGUGCUUAGAGAAAAUUCCUCCCUUAGUGUUCUUAGAGAAAAAUAGCCUGGUUCAUGCCGCUAAAAAGCAUGCCCAUAGCAUUAUACUCCCACCACAGUGCUUCAUUGUAAGGAUUGUGUUAGCCAGGUGACACAACUGUCUUAUAUAGACAGUUGUGUACUUUUCUAAAUCAUGCCCAAUCAAAUAUGACAUUCAUUGACAUAAUGCAUGUGAGCUGAAUUUGAUGUCAUCGCAAAGGAUCUGAUUACUUAUGCGCAUGUUUUUUAUUUUCAAUAAAUUGAUCCAAAUCUUUAACUGUAUUUUUUGCUUUGUCAUUUUGUGGUAUUGUGUGUAGAUUGAUGGCAAUAUUUUUUACAUUUAAUAAUAAGUGAAGUCGAACACAACCAAUGUGGAGAAAGUAAAGUUGUCUGAAUAUUUUCCAAAGGCAUUAUAUUUAUAAUGCAAUUUUUUAGUGCCAGAUCCUCACCUCAUUUGCGGUCCACAGUAAACAUUGAAUCUUGGGGUUAAAGACUUUAUACCUUCUAACCUUUUCACUGAUUGUCUGUCCUCCACAUUUUCUGCAUCAUUUUACCAGUGUAGCUAGUUGCCAGUCCAUUUGGUUAAAACCAAUAAACAUGUUGAUUACAAAAUAAA